Messenger RNA from Macadamia integrifolia, 324 nucleotides. Its product is annotated as mitochondrial pyruvate carrier 1-like. Bases 1 to 324 code for a protein of 107 amino acids. Lineage: Eukaryota; Viridiplantae; Streptophyta; Magnoliopsida; Proteales; Proteaceae. Gene Ontology annotation, cellular component: mitochondrial inner membrane. Gene Ontology annotation, biological process: pyruvate import into mitochondria. The record is from RefSeq and is a predicted model, not a curated record. The transcript is spliced from 4 exons.
AUGUCACCCUCUCGAGCUUUCUGGAACAACCCAUUGGGUCCCAAAACAACUCACUUUUGGGGGCCUAUUGCUAAUUUUGCAGUUGUUGGUGCUGCAUUGAUAGACACACAGAACCCUCCAGAGAUGAUAUCUGGCAACAUGACUACAGUAAUGUGUGUAUAUUCAGCAUUGUUCAUGAGGUUCGCCUGGGUGGUGCGGCCCCGCAAUUAUCUGCUUCUACUAUGUCAUGCCUCCAAUGAGACAGUGCAGCUCUAUCAGCUUUCUCGUUUUGUGAAGGCCCAGGGGUACUUGGACCAAAAGAAAGAGGAAGCUAAAGAACAGUAG